Messenger RNA from Peromyscus leucopus (white-footed mouse), 4268 nucleotides. It is a transcript of the gene Wt1, whose product is annotated as WT1 transcription factor. The transcript is spliced from 5 exons. NCBI's taxonomy places the organism in Eukaryota, Metazoa, Chordata, Mammalia, Rodentia, Cricetidae. Gene Ontology annotation, molecular function: DNA-binding transcription factor activity, RNA polymerase II-specific; RNA polymerase II cis-regulatory region sequence-specific DNA binding. Gene Ontology annotation, cellular component: nucleus. The record is from RefSeq and is a predicted model, not a curated record. Bases 2611 to 2991 code for a protein of 126 amino acids. Gene Ontology annotation, biological process: regulation of transcription by RNA polymerase II.
AAUUAUUAAAGAAAAAAAAAGAAAGAAAAUGUGCAAGUCACAAUUUGGCUCCCUGUCGAUGGUGGAGCUGAGUAAAACAAGCAUCUCCAGGCUGUUGAGGCACAGUGUCCCAUUGCCCAUUCUGGCCCUCUCCUCUUGUGCUACCAUAGUCAAUGUUACUUCCCUCCCUGACACCCCCCGCCCCCGCUCUCUCCCAGUGUUUGGAACAGUUCCCACUUCCCUACUGAGCACAUUCUGAGGGUCAGAAAGGCAGAUGCUAUUUGAGAAAAAAAAGUUGAGAUGCCCCAACUUUUGCAUGUUUGACCCUGGUUUAGCUCUCUGAGGCUCCCUGUCCACUUGACUCGGCAUAUACAGACAUGGUGUAGUAGGCUAGGAGAGCAGAAUAGUCACCUCCCUCCCCAAACAGUCCAAAGAAGACAGACCCUUCUUUCCAAAAUGCCUGAGCCAGAACUCAGUGUGAAACCCCACAGCUGCUGUGGCCCUGGGCUCUGUGGACACUACAGCCUUCCUGGCAAACACUUCUCUCUUCCAGGAAUUCUUUCCCCUGGGGAGUUAGGGGUGAGUCAGCCCUAGGCCUUCCCCAAGUCCAUCAGACAGAGUGGGCUGAUGGACUAGGUCACCUGUCUAUGCCCUGGGAUCCAAGACGCCGGAGCAGCGGAGGCAGAGGGGCAGGGUCUCAGCCUGACAGUCAGUUGAUUUUACUUGGAGACCUUUAACGAUGCUACUACAAAAUUUAUUAUGGUUAUCAUUUUGUGUGUUUGUUUGUUUGAAGAAAGGUCUCAUGUAGCCUAGGCUAGUCUUAAACCCCUGAUCCUUCUGUCUCCAUCUCCCAAGUGCUGGGAUUAUAGGUGUGCACUGCCAUGCUCAGCUUGCUAUGAAACAUUCCAAAAUAGCUUUAUUGAUUUUACGUGCCAUAUAGUUCCCAUACUUACAGCGUACAAUGCAACGGUUCUAAUAAAGUUCCAGACUUCUGUGACCAUUCCUUCAUAGGUAGGACAUUUUCAGUAAUCACUCCCAUGUUUUCCCCAACUCAGUUUGUCCCAGGCAACCAAGCAGUUGGCUACUUUCUCGUGACUGGCUUGCCCUGAGCAUGUUCUGUAAGUAGAAUUCUGCAGCAUAUGGUCUUUGUGCCUUUGUUCUUAAACUCACUAUAGCAUGUCAAUACUUCACUCCUAUGUUGCCAAAUAGCACUCCACUGUGGGAACAUAUUUCAUUAUUUAUUCCGUCAGUUGAUAGGUGAGUUGAUUCUAAUUUCUGGCUUUUGAGAAUAAAGAACGCUUCUGGUAUAUAAAACAUCUUUUUUUUUUUUUUGACAUCUGCUUUUAUUUCUCUUAGGAAUACACCUAGGAUUUCUGAGUAAUAUGGCCACCUUUAGCUAUUUGUGUGUGUGUGUGUGUGUGUGUAUGUGUGACUUCUAGGUAUUUUUGAAGUAGCUGCCUCCUUUCACAGAGAUGUGCAUGAAAGCUGAUUCAUCACCAUCCCCACAAUGACUCUCAAUAUAAUUCUGAUAUAUUGCCAGCCAGUGUGGGCUAGAAUUUUUGUGCUAGCUAGAUUGGAAAUAAAAUCCCUGUAGAAAAGAUUCCAGGCCUGUAACCGAAGGAGAGAGUCUUUGCAGAGCAGAACAUUCUGGCUUUUCAGGUUGUUCUUUUUGAGGCUCCACGUCCCUCAGGCCUUGUUACCCCAGAGCAAUGCAUUUCCUAGGAGGUGAGUCAGUCUGGAAUGAAGGACAAUUGUCCAGCACUCAUCGAUGGUCACAAAGAGUUAAUCUGGGGGAGGGGAAAUGGCUCAGGCAGUAUGCAAACAUGAGGACCUCAGGUCAACCUCCCGGAACCCAUGUAAAAAUCCAAGUGUGCUUGUAAUCUCAGCACUAGGGAAGUGGAGACAGGGGUCCCUGGGGAUCACUGUGUGACCAGCCUAGCUGAACUGGUGAGGUCUAGGUUGGGUGAGAGACCCUGUCACAAAAAAAUAAGGUGGAGAGAGACCAAGGAAGACACAGGAUGUCUAUUCAGGCCCUCCAAAUACAAAUUCACAUAUAAUGCACACACAGGAACACACACACACACACACACACACACACACACACACACACACACACACGCUUAACUUGAUCUGGAAAACUGAUCAGUGGACUGAGUGGAGCCAUAGACGCGCACCCCCCCCCCCACCUCCUUCUGAGGACGUGACAUCUCUUCUUGUAAAUGUCAUCACUUUCUUGGUGCUAUCUGGUAAGAACUGAGUCAUGAGGUGCUGACAAAACCCCAGUGUACUUCACAUGAAGCCUGAGGCAUUCUGCUCAUUCCUGAGAUACUCACACUGUCGGCUUGCUGCUCGGAUGGUAAACAACUUGCCUGGGAUGAGCUCCUGCUUCUGUGGCUUUUCUUGGCUUGUCUGAAUAAAGCACAGACCCAGACAAUUUGCCUCUGGGGGCGAAUUUUGGUUUUGGGGGGGGAGUGGUGGCUGAAAGGUGGUUAACACAUCGAUGGAAAGGCUUCUGCUUUCACAGAGCUCUGUUCCAGAGUGACCCCACAGAAGAAGGAUGUGCGGCGUGUGUCUGGAGUGGCCCCAACUCUUGUCCGGUCAGCAUCUGAGACCAGUGAGAAACGUCCUUUCAUGUGUGCUUACCCGGGCUGCAAUAAGAGAUAUUUUAAGCUGUCCCACUUACAGAUGCACAGCCGGAAGCACACUGGUGAGAAACCAUACCAGUGUGACUUCAAGGACUGUGAGAGAAGGUUUUCUCGCUCAGACCAGCUCAAAAGACACCAAAGGAGACACACAGGUGUGAAACCAUUCCAGUGUAAAACUUGUCAGCGAAAGUUUUCCCGGUCCGACCACCUGAAGACCCACACCAGGACUCAUACAGGUAAAACAAGUGAAAAGCCCUUCAGUUGUCGCUGGCACAGCUGUCAGAAAAAGUUUGCGCGGUCAGACGAAUUAGUCCGCCACCACAACAUGCACCAGAGAAACAUGACCAAACUCCAGCUGGCGCUUUGAGGGCUCCGACCGACCGGGGGACAGUUCGGCAUCCCAGGCAGGACAGUGUGCAAACCGAUUCCAAAUCUGAUUUCGAAAUUCCUCCCCACUCACCUACAAAAGGACGCGAUAGUGGAUCGUCAUCCAGCUCCCCAGACAGCACACGUGUUUGACCACAUCCUAUCAGGUUUGCCGGAAGUAGUCUGUGCUCCGCCUACUCUUGGCCAACUCACAGGCCUGGAAAAAAAAAAUGGCUCAAGAUGUCUUGUUAGUUGAAAGCACAUUGCCAUUGGGUCUGAGUUUUCCACUGUUCGAAGAGCCAUUGUUAAUAAUGUCCCCUACCUUCCUCUUCUCCAUUCUGCACAUUUUCACCAGCAUUGGAGCGAUUGUUCCAUUUUCCAUCAUGGGGUAUUUAUAGGCCAGGGCAUGUGUAUGUGUCUGCUAAUGUAAACCUUGUCGUGGUUAACCUUCACUAACAGCCCUAGAAAGAAAUAAAUCAGAGGGCAAGGCACCAGGGGGCAAAUAUCGCCGAGAAUUCCAGAGGUCAGGCUGCAAACCUGGAAUCCUGGAAGGCAGAAAUUCUACCAGGCGGCUUUCAAAGCUCAUAGGUUUCAAGUAACUGAAUAGUGGAUUAGAAUUAACCAGAACCUCUGUAUAGAAACCUGAGGAGCCUUCCUGUUCAGUUAUUCAUUGUUAACAUUAGCACUGUGCUCUUAAGAGAUAAUGUUUAAAGAACUGAGAUUUUUUUUUUGAAAAAUGUUUUUGAUUUAUUUUUUAGUUGUAAUUAGGAACAUCUUCAGAGAUGUACUUUCCUUUUCAUGCAAAAGGGGUGGAAGAACUCAUUUCCAUCAUCUGGGGUAUCUUUAGAGUGUAAAGACCACACUGGCUAUGUGGUUGCAAGUUGUAAAAAUUAAAAUGACUUUAAAGGAAACUAGGGGCUGGUCCAGGAUCUUCACUGGGAAGACUGUUCUUAAGUAACUUAAGUAUCUGUGACUCUGCAAGUAUGUGGGAAAAAAAGAUAUAUUAUUGUGAGGAAAUCCAUUGUUUAAAGGAGUGUGUGUUGUUGUUGUUGUUGUUUUUAAAGGGAGGGAGUUUAUUAUUUACAGUUGCUUGAAAUACUGUGUAAAUAUAUAUGUAUAUAUGAUGUGCUCUUUGUCAACUAAAAUUAGGAGGUGUAUGGAUAUUAGAUACAUCACUGUGUGGAUGUCAAUCUUACAGUGUAUUAAUGAUAAUACUAAAAAUGUAACCUGCAUUUUUUUCCCACUUGGCUGUCAAUUAAAGUCUAUUCAAAAAGAAAA